This is a messenger RNA of Fusarium fujikuroi IMI 58289, 345 nucleotides long. RefSeq lists its product as uncharacterized. The record is from RefSeq and is a predicted model, not a curated record. The coding region runs from base 1 to 345 and encodes 114 amino acids. Lineage: Eukaryota; Fungi; Ascomycota; Sordariomycetes; Hypocreales; Nectriaceae. The transcript is spliced from 2 exons.
AUGUGUGAAGAAAAUCUCGUCCAGGAAGCACUCGGUCAAAUUUGCUGGCUCGAGGUUCCAGUGCGUGAUGUUCCUCGGGCCAAGGCCUUCUACGUAGAACUCUUUGGCUGGGAGUUUGUACCAGAGCCUCAAAAGGCCGUCGGCGACUGCGUCAAGAGUAUGCACUUCUUCAACAAGGGCAAGACCCUCCACGGGGCAUUUCUGGAACAUGACGAGGAUUAUCAUGUCAUCAACAACAACCCCGACAAACCAGGUGCUCUGCCCGUCCUGCCAACCCUAUGCGUUCUGGAUUGCGAAGAGACCCUGGCCAAGGCAAAUGCGAUUGGUGGCAAGACUGCCAUGUAA